UCUCCCUUUCUUGUUUCUACUCUCAACUGCAGAAAGUUUCCUCUGCUCCAUUUCCAGAGGAAGGGGAGGACAUUCAGGUUCUGCGGUUUUCGUAGAAUUACUCACUGUUCUUAAAUAUUGUGCAGAAAAGGCUGCCAUUAAAUCUUCUGUCCUCUUUGUUCCUGCACCCAAAAUAAAUUCAAAAUCUUCUCUCUUCCUCUUCUUUGACUCUAAAAGUCCAACCAAGCCUCCCAAAAUUCAAGCCCUCAUUGUUGAAACUCAAAAAAAUUCUAGUACUACAUCUUCUCAUCCUUUCCACAUUCUUCACACCAUUCCAAGAACUCUUCUUGAUUCCAAAUAUUAAUUACCUCCUUCAAAGUUUCUAAUUUACUUCUUGAUUCUUGAUUCUUGAUUUUAUUGUAAGCUAGGCAGGUGGUUUGACUGUAGCGCUGAAAAAUUUCUCGAAGAGGAUGAUGUGUUCGGAGACUAGUCCUCCUCGAAUAUCAUUUUCUCAUGAUCUUGGCCAAGCAGAUAUGAUACCCAGGAGGGAUUCCUCGCUGCUGGACUUGAAUGGUGAUUUUGAGUUCAGCAUUAGCAGAAGCUUCAGGCAAGAUGAGCCUUCUUCAGCAGAUGAGCUUUUCUCCCAUGGAGUCAUCAAACCUAUACAACCGAGAGACAGGUCAUCAGUUGAGGAUGCACCAAAAGCCAGACACCUUUAUUCUCUUCCUCCUCUUCAAGGUCAGAAUCCAAAGAAAAAGACCACCAGCAAGGACAACAAUGAUAAUUCACAGUUCAUGGAUGUGAAUAGUCCUGAAGAUGUGGACCAGCAAAACACGAAGCCUCAGUCCAAGUCCUUCUGGGGGUUCAAGAGAAGCAGCAGCCUUAAUCAAGAGAACAGGAAGAGUCUACUUUGCUCAUUACCAGAGUUUUUGAGAAGAAGCAAUUCAACAGGGUCUGCCCCAAACCCAAAGAGGUCAACAAUAUACAAGGAUGCUCAUGCUCAACAGAAAAGGCAGUCCUCAUCAUCAGGUUUUAUGUCAAAGUCAUCAUCAACAUCCUCAUCUUCAUCUUCAAAUCAAUACCGAAUGCUACCGAGGCCGCCGUCAAAGAAGGGUCAUGGAGGAGCAUCAAACUACGGCAAUGGCGUUGUGUUAAAUGUACCAUCACCUCACAUUUCUAGAGGAACUGCAAAGCUCUUUUGUUUGAGUUCUUUUCUAUACCCUGAAGGAAAGGAGAAGAAGCAAAAGAAAUGACUUUGGUUUUUUCACUUGCUCCAUCUUUAACCAAAUCAUCUGAGUUCUCUGGGGUAAAUGGUAUUAUUGUAAAGAAAAGAUUGGAUAUUUGCAACAGUUGCAUUAACUAAGGAGACCCCAACAGCAACAGGUCCAAUUGGCAGUUCGGUAGCCACUGGUCAGAUUUGAUUCCUCCUCGAAUUGAUUUACUUUCUUCUCUAUGAGCAAUGAAACCUUGGCAUUUGUGUGCAUUUAGAUGAGAGACACGGUCAUUAGAUCAGUUACUACUUG
Rosa chinensis is the source of this 1502-nucleotide messenger RNA. RefSeq lists its product as uncharacterized. The record is from RefSeq and is a predicted model, not a curated record. The transcript is spliced from 2 exons. The coding region runs from base 450 to 1232 and encodes 260 amino acids. NCBI's taxonomy places the organism in Eukaryota, Viridiplantae, Streptophyta, Magnoliopsida, Rosales, Rosaceae.